AGACUCAUGUAAUCAAACUUGAAAUCUCAUUCAUUCCCAAAUAGCAGAAAUAUUUCCAAUCUCCAUGGCUUCGGAUCCAAUUAGUACACCAACCAGGCCAAACCAUUCUCUGCCACUACCACUCCGAGAUCGAGUAGCCAUAGUCACCGGUUCGUCCCGUGGAAUAGGCCGAGCCAUCGCUCUCCACUUGGCCUCACUUGGUGCCAAGCUCGUAGUCAACUACAUCUCCAAUUCAUCCGAAGCCAAUUCUGUUGUUUCCCACAUCAACACCAAUUACUGCUCAGGCUCUGAAACCCCAAGAGCCAUUGCAGUACAAGCUGAUGUGUCCGAUCCAAACCAGGUGAAGUCACUCUUCGACAAUGCCCUGCAGGCCUUCAACUCCCACCCCUACAUCCUGGUCAACUCGGCCGGAGUUGGAGAUCCCACAAACUUACCCUUAGCCAAAGCUUCAGUAGAGCAUUUUGAUAAAAUUUUCAGUGUCAACUGCAGAGGGACAUUUAUUUGCUGUCGCGAGGCAGCAAACAGGCUGCAACACGGAGGCGGGGGCAGAAUUAUAACGGUAUCGUCGAGUGCAGUGAAAGCAGUGAUUCCGGGUCUAGGGGCUUAUGCGGCAUCAAAAGCGGCGGUGGAGACCAUGACCAAAAUACUAGCAAAGGAGCUCAAGGGGACUAAGAUUACUGUCAAUUGUGUAUCACCAGGGCCAGUUGCAACUGAUAUGUUCUUUGCCGGGAUAAGGGAGGAAGAGGUGAAGAUGGUGAUAGAGGAGUGCCCAAUGGGUCGGCUAGGGGAGACCAGGGAUGUUGCCCAUGUUGUUGGGUUUUUGGCUUCUGAUUCCGGUGAAUGGAUCAAUGGGCAGGUGAUCCAGGUUAAUGGUGGAAUAUUUGCUUAGCAACUUGUUUUUGGUGAAUAAGCGCUAGCAAUUUAAGAUCAUGAUCUUCCAAAUUUCAAACAUUUUACAAGUUGAUAAAGUUAUGAACCUUCUUUA
Ziziphus jujuba (common jujube) is the source of this 985-nucleotide messenger RNA. Its product is annotated as NADPH-dependent aldehyde reductase 2, chloroplastic-like. Lineage: Eukaryota; Viridiplantae; Streptophyta; Magnoliopsida; Rosales; Rhamnaceae. The record is from RefSeq and is a predicted model, not a curated record. Gene Ontology annotation, molecular function: oxidoreductase activity. Bases 65 to 889 code for a protein of 274 amino acids. The transcript is spliced from 2 exons.